Eimeria mitis is the source of this 378-nucleotide messenger RNA. RefSeq lists its product as uncharacterized. The record is from RefSeq and is a predicted model, not a curated record. NCBI's taxonomy places the organism in Eukaryota, Apicomplexa, Conoidasida, Eucoccidiorida, Eimeriidae. Bases 1 to 378 code for a protein of 125 amino acids. The transcript is spliced from 2 exons.
AUGAAUGCAUGCGAUAAACGCAUGCAAAGCGCAGCAGAAGAACUCACAAAGACACUGCAGCUGCAGCAGGCUGUAGCUGCUUCUCACCACCAACACACAGCAGAGCUCUCACGCCUCCGGCUGCAGCAGCAGCAGCAGCAGCAGCAGCAGCAGCAGCAGCAGCAGCAGAAAGUGCAGCAGAAGGCGAUGGAACUGAGAGGCGAUAUAGCUGAGGAGUCGAUGCAGAAGCCGCAGCAGCUCAAGCCCGAAGAGCAGCAGAAAGGCUCCGCUGCAGCAGCAGCAGCAACAGCAGCAGCAGCAGCAACAGCAGCAACAGCAGCAGCAGCAGAAAUAGAAAAAAACGAUACAGCUGCAAGCCGUGUGCUGCGCCUGGCCUGA